Molecule: messenger RNA, 1086 nt
Organism: Fusarium keratoplasticum
Lineage: Eukaryota; Fungi; Ascomycota; Sordariomycetes; Hypocreales; Nectriaceae
Exons: 3
Coding region: 19-1086 (355 amino acids)
Molecular function (GO): oxidoreductase activity
Source: RefSeq, a predicted model, not a curated record
CACAUCACAUCUUCAACAAUGACUCAGACAAAGAUUCCCCAGACCGUCCAGCAGUGGAACGUCACCGCCCAGGAUGGCAAGGAUGGCUUCAACGCCCUCCAGCUCUCUGAGCAGCCUCUGGCUGAACUCGGCGACAGCCAGGUCUUGGUCAAGAUCCAGGGCGCGUCCCUCAACUACCGUGACCUCAUCAUCCCGCUCGGCCGAUAUCCCUUCCCGGCUGUCCCCAACGUCAUUCCCGGCUCUGACGGCGCCGGUACCGUCCUGGCCGUCGGCAAGAAUGUGACGCGCUUCAAGCCCGGCGACAAGGUCGUCACUCUCUUCAACCAGGGACACAUUGGCGGCUCUCUCGAUGGCCUCUCCAUCCAAACUGGCCUGGGUGGCGCUGUCCACGGCACGCUCCGCACCGUCGGCGCCUUUGACGAGCAGGGUCUCGUACCCAUGCCCUCCAACCUCGAGUUCCACGAGGCCGCGACCCUCACCUGCGCCGGUCUCACCGCGUGGAACGCCCUCUUCGGUGUUACCGACAAGAAGGUGCAGCCCGGCCAGUGGGUGCUCACCCAGGGCACCGGUGGCGUGAGUAUCUUUGCUGUGCAGUUCGCCAAGGCCGCCGGCGCAAAGGUUAUCGCGACCACGAGCUCAGACGAAAAGGCGGAGCUCCUCAAGAAGCUCGGCGCCGACCACAUCAUCAACUACCGCGACACUCCGGAAUGGGGCGCCAAGGCCAAGGAGCUGACUGGCGGUGUCGGUGUCGAUCACGUCGUCGAGGUUGCUGGUCCCGUUUCGAUGAAGCAGUCGCUCAACAGCAUCAAGAUUGACGGCGUCAUCACCAUCAUCGGCUUUGUCGGCGGUACCGACAAGGAGCAGCCUGGAUUCCUCGACAACCUCACCCACCUCUGCACCACCCGCGGUAUCUUGGUCGGCAGCCGGGUUCAGAUGGAGGACAUGUGCCGCGCUGUCGAGGCCAACCCAGAGAAGCUCCGACCUGUCGUGGAUCCCAAGAUCUUCACCCUGGGCCAGCUCAAGGAGGCGUAUGAGUACCAGUGGUCGGGCAAGCACCAGGGCAAGGUCUGCAUCAAGAUUGAGUAA